GUGAGUGCUGGACGCAGAGGAGAGAUUCACAUGACUCAGCGAUACUCGCGGAGGAAUAAAUACAGUCAGAAUCUUUCAAGAGCGCCACGAAUUUGCCCAUUAUUGCUUGUAGACGUGAUACAUUUACAUAAACCUAUUGGUAUUUGCUUCUCGGCAUGGAUCAAUUUCGUUGUUUGUUUGAUAAACUGGACAAAAAUAACGACGGUUUUAUAUCAGUUGAAGAAUUACAUAAUGAGAUGAGAAGGGUUGGUGUUGUAUCUGUUGAUGAAAAAGCUCAGAUCAUCGUGACAAAUUAUGAUCGCAAUUACGACGGACGGCUUGAUUAUCAGGAGUUCCUCAGCUACAUGAUGGACAGGGAGAAGAAGUGGAAAAUAGACUUCCAUGCCCUUGACAAGAAUAAAUGCGGAUUCAUUGACCAGGAGGAUAUCAUACAUUUGUUCAAGGAAUUAGGUGUGGCCAUAUCUAAAUCUAACGCAGAGAGGAUAAUCCAGAUGAUGGAUGAGGACAGUUCCAUGACGGUCGACUGGGAGGAGUUCCUGCACCAUGUCGUGAUCAACCCAGUUGAGAGCAUUGGAGAGCUGGUGUGCUCGUGGAAGCACAACCUGGUGUUUGACGUGGGCGAGAGUCGCUGUGUGCCCAUAGUGAUGGCACAUGAUGAGACAGAUGUGUCAGCAUGCAGAAACUUUUUCCUGGCUGCAGGCAUGGCUGAUGCCAUCUCUAGAACUGUGACUGCACCAAUCGACCGCUUAAAGACUCAGCUGCAGGUGUAUGGAUCCAAGGCUGUGUCUUUGGGUUUGCGAGACCUAAAACCAGGAGGAGUCAGGUCUAUGUGGCAAGGAAAUGCAGUCAAUGUGCUUAAAGGCACUCCACAGUCAACACUUCAAUGUUUCCUUUAUGCCAAGAUGAGGAAGCAGGUCCUGGGUGAGCGGGAUUAUCUGUCCAUUGAACAGCGGUUUGGACUAGGCUGUGUCUCUGGGGCUGUAGCACAUGCUGCAUUCUACCCCCUAGAGGUGUUGAAGGUCAGGCUGAACCUGCAGCAGGCCGGUGCCCCCCAUGGUCUUCUGGGAUGCGCUCUCUCCAUUUGCCACAGUGAGUCGCCAUGGGCUUUCUACAGAGGCUUCAAGCCAAGCAUCAUGUGCAUGAUCCCUUAUGCAGGAGUGGAGUGUGCAGUUCAUCAGUCAAUAAUGAGCUGGGCGAGAAGAGACCCUGCCAACUGCCAUGACACCAAGCUGCUGCUCUUCAGCUUCCUAGCAUUUGCGUGCGGGCAGGCAAGCAGCUAUCCACUGGCCGUCAUCAGGACCCAGCAGCAAGCGCAAGCCUUCAUGGCAGGCUCACAGACAUGCAGUGGUGUCCUUCGCGGGCUCGUCCAGAUCUAUGAGAAGCAUGGGCUCCUGGGUUUUUACAGUGGCAUGGGUGCCAGUUUCGUCAGGGCUGUGCCCUGUGCCCUGCUCAACUACACCCUCAUCUCCAAAAUGGAAAUGUGGCUCUCCACAUAUCUGUGAUGUCCAAUAAAUGUGUACACUAAACAUGUCCUGUGAAUUUG
Messenger RNA from Electrophorus electricus (electric eel), 1543 nucleotides. It is a transcript of the gene slc25a24l, whose product is annotated as solute carrier family 25 member 24, like. Lineage: Eukaryota; Metazoa; Chordata; Actinopteri; Gymnotiformes; Gymnotidae. Gene Ontology annotation, biological process: transmembrane transport. Gene Ontology annotation, molecular function: calcium ion binding. The record is from RefSeq and is a predicted model, not a curated record.